CAACCACCUCUUUUGACCACCGCACAAAGUGGUGUUCCUCUCUCUUGUGGCUUUGUCGUCGUCUUCCUCUUUGGCUCCAUCGAUGGCCGGAGCUCUCGCCGGCCACCGUAUCCGGCGGUUCUUUCCCCAUCUCAGAGCUGGAAUCCGCCCCAUAUGGUCCCCCUCUGGGGCCGACGUCGACCCCACGACCGCCACAUCUUCCUCCUCCCCAUCCUCCUCGCGGUCUCGGGAGAAGAAGCUUGCAAACCGUAUCUCCUCCGUCGUCGACGCUAUCAACGAUCGGAAGCUUCCUCCCGAGCUCCGAGGCCGAGCGAAUGCGAUCAGGUCUGAGACUGACAUAGUUAAUGUUGUGGAGCAAAGAAUAUGGCACUCGAUGGAAGAAGGGCACUUUGAGAACUUGCCUGGAAAAGGAAAACCUCUUGAUUUGAGUACAAACCCUCAUGCAGAUCCUGCGGAGGACACCUUGUAUAGAAUACUUUCUAGAAAUGGGUGUGCUCCUGAGUGGGUUGAACUGAACAAAGAAAUCCGAUCCAAGAUUGCAGAAUGGAGGUUAGCAAUGAAGAAAGCUUGGACUCGCAGGUCAGAUCAUGAUAAUUCCAAAUGGCUUGAAGAUUCUGAGUCUCUUAAGUCUCAAAUACGGGAAAUCAACGAUAAGGUUCUUCGCUAUAAUCUUAUUGUCCCAUUUGGUCGCCAAAUGUUUGGACUUAAGUGGGAGAAAGAGAUUGAUAAAUUGAAGUGAACUGGUUCGGAUCUUCUUCCCCUGUAUUCAUGAGAAUGUGUUUUUUCUUUCUUCCCCCUUUUAUUCUUUCCAUGGGAUUGAUAAAUUAUUUGUUAUGGAAGCUAUUAACUUGCUAUUAA
This is a messenger RNA of Dioscorea cayenensis subsp. rotundata (Guinea yam), 858 nucleotides long. Its product is annotated as dnaJ homolog subfamily C member 28-like. The record is from RefSeq and is a predicted model, not a curated record. The transcript has 3 exons. The coding region runs from base 83 to 739 and encodes 218 amino acids. Lineage: Eukaryota; Viridiplantae; Streptophyta; Magnoliopsida; Dioscoreales; Dioscoreaceae.